GCAUAGCAGAUAAGAUUACGGAGGGAGGGACAGAACAAGAGAAAACAGACUGCUUUUUCCAGGGGAGUGGCAAUGACAAGCGCUACAGUUACAGCAGCAUCCACACUCUCAUGGCUUCACAGCUUUGGAGGAACCCAAAACGAGGCAGCAAAAGCAGCAGAAAAAAACAGGGUCUUCGUGGUUUUUGCCCAGAAGAAAGCUAAAAAGACUCGAAAGAUAAUGUUGAAGGAGGAUGUGGAAUACCUGGGGAAAAAGGGGCAGCUUUUGGACGUGAAAGCUGGGUAUUUCAGGAAUUAUCUUUUGCCUAUGGGAAAAGCCCAGAUUAUCACUCCUGCUUUGCUCAAGGAAAUGAAAGUGGAGGAGGAAAGAAUUGAAGCAGAGAAGCAAAGGGUAAAAGAAGAGGCACAACAGCUUGCUGUAAUAUUUGAAACUGUUGGAGCUUUUAAGGUGAAGCGAAAAGGUGGAAAAGGAAAGCAAAUUUUCGGAAGUGUUACCGCUCAAGAUCUUGUAGACAUUAUCAAGGCACAGCUUCAAAGGGAUGUAGACAAGAGAAUUGUUUCUCUUCCAGAGAUAAGGGAAACAGGAGAAUAUAUUGCAGAGCUGAAGCUCCACCCUGAAGUUACUGCUCGAGUCAGAGUUAAUGUUUUUGCUAACUGAAGAUAAGUUCCUCCCUGAAAAUGGGGAAGCCAGCUCUGACAGCCACCUUGCAUCAAUCUAGGGAGGAGGUACAAGAUCCGGGGCAACUUCAAAAGGGUGUUUGUAGAACAUGUAUUAACUUU
Molecule: messenger RNA, 779 nt
Organism: Hibiscus syriacus
Lineage: Eukaryota; Viridiplantae; Streptophyta; Magnoliopsida; Malvales; Malvaceae
Product: 50S ribosomal protein L9, chloroplastic-like
Exons: 7
Coding region: 73-657 (194 amino acids)
Biological process (GO): translation
Cellular component (GO): ribosome; mitochondrion
Molecular function (GO): structural constituent of ribosome
Source: RefSeq, a predicted model, not a curated record